This is a messenger RNA of Vigna umbellata (rice bean), 1127 nucleotides long. Its product is annotated as putative glycosyltransferase At5g03795. Gene Ontology annotation, molecular function: glycosyltransferase activity. Lineage: Eukaryota; Viridiplantae; Streptophyta; Magnoliopsida; Fabales; Fabaceae. The record is from RefSeq and is a predicted model, not a curated record.
AAAAACUUGCUAUGACAGGAGCUACUUAGAAAUGGAAAAACAGUUCAAAGUAUUUGUGUAUGGAGAAGGGGAGCCUCGAAUUUUCCUCAAUCCACCAUGCAAAAGCAUAUACUCCAUGGAAGGUAACUUCAUGCAUGCUAUUGAAAGGAAUGACCAUUUUCGAACUAAAGAUCCAGAGAAAGCACAUGUGUUUUUCCUCCCAUUUACUGUAGUAACGGGGCUUCGAUAUGGCUACGAAAGAGUCUCACAAGACUCUAGUCCCCAAAGAAACACUGUGACAGAUUAUGUCAAUGUCAUUGCUGCAAGAUAUCCUUAUUGGAAUCGAAGUCUUGGAGCAGAUCACUUCACCCUUGCUUGCCAUGACAUGUGCCGAGGGACAUCAUUAUCCUUAUCUGAUCCGCUCAAGAACUCUAUUAGAGUACUUUGUAAUGCCAACACAGCUGAAGGAUUUAAGCCUGCAAAAGAUGUUUCAUUUCCUGAAAUUAAUCUCAAAACUGGUUCAACAAACAGUUUCGUUGGUGGGCCAUCUGCAUCUAAACGUUCAGUUUUGGCUUUCUUUGCUGGGGGAGUUCAGGGCCCCAUCAUUCCAGAUCUUCUUAAGCAUUGGGAAAACAAGGAUGAAGGUAUUCAAGUUCAAAAGUAUCUCCAAGAGGGUAUUUCUUACCAUGAGAUGAUGAGGAAGAGCAAGUUUUGCCUUUGUCCAAGUGGGUCUGAGGUGGCUAGCGCUAGAGUGGUGGAGGCAAUUUACAGUGGGUGUGUUCCUGUGCUGAUUUCGGAGCACUAUGUCCCUCCUUUCAGUGAUGUUUUGAAUUGGAAGUCAUUUUCAGUUCAGGUUUCGGUGAAGGACAUUCCUAACUUGAAGGAGAUCUUGAAGAGUAUUUCUCCAGCACAAUACAUGAGAAUGGAGAGAAGAGUGAAACAGAUUAGAAGACACUUUGAAGUACAUUCUCCUCCUAAGCAAUUUGAUGUGUUUCACAUGAUCCUUCAUUCUGUGUGGCUUAAGAGAUUCAACUUCAAAAUUUUCAAUGAUCAAAAUGUCUUAAGUCAGUAACUUUGUUAUGUUUGAUGAAUCACUCAAUACAGGUUCACUCUAGCAAUAAUAAUGUAUUGAGUUAGUCUUAUUUGUU